ACUGCCAGGGGACCUGGGCACCCCGGCGCCUCUGGAGGGUGCAGCGGGGUGUAGGCAAGGGCAGGGGGAGUGGGCGAAGCUGUGGUUGGUGCCUGAAAUCUGUGCGUUGCCCCUUUAAUUGUGUCCCCAGCCCUCGGGCGUUUCUGUCCAACGCCCACGUCAGCAAAUACCUUUUGUUUCUCUCACGUUGGGGCUACUUGUUUUAGGGCGCAAAGGAGCGGCUUCGAAAGUGGGUAUUUCCCCUGCCGAGGACCAGGAAUCGCCCCCGAGCCCGCGCGCGCGACCCGCCGGUGCGCCGCGGCCCGCGGACAAUCCUUCAUAUACAGAGUGUGUUUGACUUGGAAUCUUCCCUUUUUUACUCCACUCAAUUGACUUAGCAGGGUUUCAAGAGCAGCGUUCGUAAAUUUUCAGAAUGGAGAUCUCCUCUCACCAGUCCCACCUCCUGCAGCAACUGAAUGAGCAGCGCAGGCAAGAUGUCUUUUGUGAUUGCAGCAUUCUGGUUGAAGGAAAGGUCUUCAAAGCGCAUCGAAACGUAUUAUUUGCCAGCAGCGGCUACUUCAAAAUGCUCCUUUCUCAGAAUUCAAAGGAGACAAGUCAGCCAACCACAGCCACAUUUCAGGCCUUCUCCCCUGACACUUUUACAGUUAUCCUGGACUUCGUCUAUUCCGGCAAACUCUCUCUCACUGGUCAGAACGUCAUAGAAGUGAUGUCAGCCGCUAGCUUCCUUCAGAUGACUGAUGUCAUUAGUGUAUGUAAGACCUUUAUUAAAUCUUCGCUAGACAUUAGUGAGAAAGAAAAAGAUCGCUAUUUCAGUCUCUCCGAUAAAGAUGCCAAUUCUAAUGGUAUAGAACGUUCCUCCUUUUAUAGCAGUGGCUGGCAAGAAGAAAGCAGUUCUCCGCAUUCUCAUUUAAGCUCAGAUCAAGGAACAGGUAUAAUAAGUGGAAAAUCUUGGAGUAAGUAUAAUUACCAUCCAGCCUCCCAACGGAAUACUCAACAGCCUUUGACCAAGCAUGAACAAAGGAAAGAUUCCAUUAAAAAGUCCAAACAUUUGAGGUUGUCACAGCCUUCUGAAGUUGCCCCUUACAAGUCAAGCAAACGAGAAGCACGAACAUCAGAUUCUUCCGGCCACAUUUCCCAAUCUGAAGAACAAGCACAAAUUGAUGCUGACAUGGACUCUACUCCUGCUGGCUAUCCGUAUGGUCCAGGAUCUGAUGUCACAUCCAGAAGCUUUCCAGAUGAUCUGCCCCGGAUGCGGUUCAAGUGCCCAUACUGCACACACGUGGUGAAGCGGAAGGCGGACCUGAAGCGUCACCUUCGCUGCCACACGGGAGAAAGGCCCUAUCCCUGUCAAGCCUGUGGGAAAAGAUUUAGCAGGCUGGACCACCUCAGUAGCCAUUUCCGAACAAUUCACCAGGCAUGCAAAUUAAUCUGCAGAAAAUGCAAACGCCACGUGACUGAUCUAACAGGGCAAGUGGUCCAGGAAGGAACCAGGCGCUACAGACUCUGUAAUGAGUGCCUCGCUGAAGUGGGCAUAGACAGCCUCCCCAUUGAUUUGGAAGCUGAACAGCAUCUUAUGUCCCCAUCAGAUGGAGAUAAAGAUUCCAGAUGGCACUUGAGUGAAGAUGAGAAUAGAUCAUACGUGGAGAUUGUAGAGGAUGGGUCUGCUGAUCUGGUCAUACAACAGGUUGAUGAUAGUGAAGAAGAAGAAGAGAAGGAGAUAAAGCCCAACAUUAGGUAGCUAACAUGUGAACCAACAGAGCUGGCAUGUCUGCAACUUACGCUGACUUCCUGUAUCUCUCUCUUUCCAUGGUCAGAGUCUGGCUCACAAAGGUAUCAGACUGACUUAAAAGUGAUGACCUAAUAUAACUUGCAUGCUUUCCGAACAGGUCAUGGUAUCCAUUCUGAACUUUGUUGCCCUAAAAUACGUUGCUGCACUGGAAAGAAAGACCUAGCUUGAGUUGGCAUGAUGGAUGAACAAUUAAUCCUCUUCCUUUUAUUACAGAGAUACCUUUUUUCUUUUAAUAUUGAAAGAUCUACUUAGCAAACUUUUCUCAAAGAAAAUAUUUUAAAUAAAUUUACCACAACCAGACUUUAUAGUAAGAUAAUUUCAAGGUGUUUCAAAAACACAAACUACGAAUAUUGAAUUUUCACAAGGAACCAGGUAAGAGCACAUUUAAGGGUCUGGCACCCUUAUCUGACUGAAUUAUAAGUCUUUCUAUCAAUUUCAGAUCUAAAACAACCUUUCAGUAUCCCAAUAUCCUAGAUAUUGUUUUAGGAUUAUGGCAGACAAAUCUAAAAUGUGUGAAACUGUUCAUAUUUGAAUUUUUUGUCAUUAAGGUAAAGAUGACUCUUAUGUAGUCAGUAUUGUUUAAAACAAAACAAAACAAAACCUAAAAUAGAGGCAGACCAGAGAUUACAUACAGACAUCAUCUUCUAAAGCAGGAAACAAAUACUGCCUAAAAGUCAAGGUAGUUUGUGAAGAUCUGUCAAUAUAAUUCUCUUCCUCUCUAAAGGAAAACAAAGAACCAAAAAAUGAUGAACAAGAAAAUUGGAGGUUACCAGUUCUCAAGAGUAAUUUCUAACAUUUAUUGUUCUGCUAUAUUAUUUCUAAAGUGCUCUCUCACACAUUUUCUCACUUAGUCAGCAAGGUAGAUAUUAUUGUCUCUAAUUUACAAGUGAGGAAAUUAAUCAGAAAGCUUAAGUGGCGGGACUGGUGAUGGACAGGUCUUGAUUUUAAACAGCCCUCUUUCAACUGUCCCCGUAUUGUCUCCUGAAAUGGCAAAGAAUUGAAGUCAAACCUCACCAAUCUGCAGUAAUUAGAAAAAAAGCCUAUUCAAAUUAGAAAGUAUAAAAGGAGAACUUAAUAAGCUUCAACAACACAUAAUAACUUGGACUAGAGUUACCCAAGAGUGCUCAGUGAUGUCCCUCCAGUGUCUACUGACUGUUUUUAAUGUCAGGUUAUUUAUAUGUAAAUGUUAUGUAUAACACUCUUUGAACAAGUUAUUUCCUACAUGCUUUAAGCAUUUUUCUUAUCUUGUUUAUAUCAUUUUUCAAAACAAACUUUUCUCCUAGGAUAUAAAGAUGUGUUUAAACUCCUCCCCUGUAAGGGGUGCCUGACUGCGACUCUUGAUCUUGGGAGUUGUAAGUUUGAGCCCAAGUUGGGGGUUGUAAGUUUGAGCCCAAGUUGGGUGUAGAGGUUACUUAAAAAAAAAUUUUUUUUAAUAAAAUAAACUCCUCCCCUAUAUGAAUUAUGAAACAUUCUAAAAGUAAAGUUCAAUCAGAGGAGCAUUAUUUUAGUUCUGAAGAUAAAAUCCGAAUCCCAGAAGAACCGACCUUACUGAAGAUUGCUUCAAAUUAUUACAGUUAAGCUUGAUAUAAUUUAAUUUUGAUAGAGGCUCCAUGUAUUAUACUGUAUUUCUAAAUGUCAUGACAUCCCUCAAGAUGAUACUUUUCAUUUUAUUUUUUCUCUUAUUCUUUAAUUCCUGAUUGUCCUUGAUACCAACUGGAGGGCUGAAAUGGUUAAUUUCUAAAACAUUUUUUACAAAUAGAAUGAACAACCAUUUGUUUUUGUUUUAUGGUACUUAAUGCUGAGACCUUGCCAAGAUUCCCCUGAUGGUAAAUUUCCAGUAGCUUCAAGACUGGAUGGCACGCACCGAGUUCACUGUUCUCCCAGCAUGACUGUUCCUGAAUCAGGAGUCUUAACAAUUAAGUUGUAUCCAAAGGAGGGAGGGAACACUUUGUCAUUCUUUAGUCUCACCAGAUGGUAACAUCUUUUAAGAUUAUUAUCUGAUUUUUAGUCCUUGGAGCCAAUAGGAAAAAUGAGUGAUUGGAGCUUUACUCAUGAGAAUGAAGUAGUGCAUGUGUAUGCUCUAACGCACUUUAGUCUGUGAUCUAACUGUUCUCUUAACGCUUCUGCAUGCAAACAUCAGCAUGAACGUCAGCAAAGUCCACGGAACACCCUGCCACCAGCACCUAGACAGCCUUAUCUGAAAUAAUGCUUUCUCAUUGUUUAUAACAAGCAUCAAGCUCUCGCCACAAAACCGCCAUCAAGUUCGUCAAACUAGACAGUGUAUCUGUUCUACCAUUUUAGUAUCAUAAAAGAAGAACAUCUGUGACGUUUGUAAGUUGUAAAUAAUAACUCCAGUUAUCAUAUCAUAUGUAUCUAAGACUAGAGACCGAUUCUUUCCUAGGGUGAGACUGUCAAAUCAAUGGUUUCUGAGAAAACAAAAUUCUUUGGCUUUUAAAUGUGGGAAAAUGUUAUAUAGGGGUAUAAUCUGUUAAUAUAAGCUUUAUUUAUGCCAAGGAUUUUUUUUUUUAAUAUUAGCAAAACAGUGGGAGUUGGUUAGAACAAAGUUUGCUCUUACAGUAAUGCUGUUGAUCAGCUUCUGAACGCCCUUCUAACUCUGGUCCUCAAGAGUGUGUGGUGAUGGGAAGAAGUUUUGCAAAAUAAAGCAACAUUGCAGUCAUGCCUAGUGGCUGGAGGAAGCAAAAUGGCCUGGAUCAGUGGUUUAAGAGAUUUUUUUUUUCCACCCAAGAAGCCCUUUCUUCAAACCCUUUCAUAGAGAAUCUCACCAUUUAAGGGAGAAACUCUAAAAUCAGAGCUGCUCUUGUUAUAGCCUCCUACUAGCUUUCACCAGACACCUCUGCAGAACUCGGGAGGGCAGCACUGAAAACCUUGGAACAGGAGAGGUUUUUGAAUUCCCUUUGAGCAUUGGGGUCUCACUUCAUUACCUCUAUUACUCACUGUGCUUACAAGCUGGUAAUCAGAGGGUCUUCUAGAGCAGCAGAUCACAUCCUUAGUCUAUAGAAUGUUCCGUCUAUAGUUAUCAUGUCUCAAGACUUCUGAAAAACAUUUUUCAACAGUGUAUUUUUGAGUAAUAGAAUCAAAACAAACAUAGUAACUGCUCUUAUGCUAUGAAGUUACUGCUUAAUGGGUGAAGAAAGUUUGGUGUGUCAAUUACUUAAGAGCUCAGAACUGAAUUCAUUAUUUUGCAAAGUCAUGUUAAGAUACAUUGAAAUUUCCACUCAUAUUGGAUAUAUAUGUGUGUGUGUGUAUAUAUAUAUAUAUCCUAAAUUAAUUAAUACUGUGGAAAUUUAAUACUAUGGAAAAUCACUAAAAGCAAUAUAGUGUAAGAUGUAUUUAACUGGGAGGGGUGAUGAUAGGUACUGGAGGACCAAACUUUAGAUUAUAAAUGUUAUUUUAUAUUAGAGUGGAUCAGUAUUACUAUUUAUCAUUUAUAUAGCAUUUUAUAUUUGCAAAGUAUUUAAUAAUUUUUAUGUUAUUCUUUACAUAUCUAUGAAAUAGGACAGUUAUCUCACAUGAAAGGUAAAGAAAUUGAGGCACAGAACAGUAAAGCAACCUCCCUGAGGCAACCCAGUGAAACAAUGGCAAAAA
Molecule: messenger RNA, 5395 nt
Organism: Mirounga angustirostris (Northern elephant seal)
Lineage: Eukaryota; Metazoa; Chordata; Mammalia; Carnivora; Phocidae
Gene: ZBTB8A
Product: zinc finger and BTB domain containing 8A
Exons: 5
Coding region: 413-1738 (441 amino acids)
Biological process (GO): regulation of transcription by RNA polymerase II
Molecular function (GO): DNA-binding transcription factor activity, RNA polymerase II-specific; RNA polymerase II cis-regulatory region sequence-specific DNA binding; protein binding
Source: RefSeq, a predicted model, not a curated record